UGCACGCAGAGGACACAUUUUGCACCCCGCCCGAGAAAAUGGCUUUUUGACGUGGUGAGGAUACUUUUUCAAUUUCUGAGCAAAAAUGUCUAAAAGCAAACAUUGCGAGGCGGUGAGGGUGGUGGUCCGCUGCCGGCCGCUGAGCAGGAGAGAGGCGGCCGCAGAGUGUGAUAACAUUUUGCAGAUUGAUGACAGACUGGGGCAGAUCACCAUCAGAAACCCGAAAGCGCCACCUGAUGAGCCCAUGAAAGUGUUCACGUUUGAUUCCGUGUACGGCUGGGGCUCAAAACAAAGCGACAUCUAUGACGAUGCUGUGAGACCUCUGGUGGAGUCGGUGCUCCAGGGCUUCAACGGGACUAUAUUUGCGUAUGGGCAAACUGGGACAGGUAAAACACACACCAUGCAGGGGGUGUCAAACGACCCAGACAUGAGAGGGGUCAUACCGAAUUCAUUUGUGCACAUUUUCACACAAAUAUCCAGGACUCAGAAUCAGAAGUACCUGGUGAGGUCAUCAUAUCUUGAGAUCUAUCAGGAGGAAAUCAGAGAUCUGCUGUGCAAGGACAACAACAAGAAGCUAGAGCUGAAAGAAAGUGCCGACUUUGGGGUUUAUGUUAAAGAUCUAUCUUCUGUGGUCACAAAGAACGCAGCCGAGAUUGAACAUGUGAUGAACAUAGGCAACCAGUCCAGAUCUGUGGGGUUCACCAACAUGAAUGAGCGCAGCUCUCGCUCCCAUGCCAUUUUUGUAAUAACGGUGGAGUGCAGUGAAGUGGGGCCAGAUGGCGAGGACCACAUCCGGGUUGGGAAGUUAAACAUGGUCGACCUGGCUGGAAGCGAGCGCCAGAGCAAGACAGGUGCAAAGGGGAAGCGUCUUAAGGAGGCAGCCAAAAUCAACCUGUCCCUGUCAGCUCUGGGGAAUGUUAUCUCAGCCCUGGUGGACGGGAAGAGCACCCACGUCCCGUACAGAGACUCCAAGCUGACCCGCUUGCUCCAGGACUCUCUGGGUGGCAAUGCAAAGACAGUCAUGAUCGCAACAGUGGGGCCAUCGCACAAGAACUUUGAGGAAUCCCUGGCCACGCUGAGGUACGCCAGCCGGGCCAAGAACAUCAAGAACAAACCUCGGAUUAAUGAAGAUCCUAAAGAUGCUCUUCUGAGGGAGUUUCAGGAGGAGAUUGCACGCUUGAAAGCCCAGUUAGAGGAGCGAGGGAUGUUGGCAAAAGAGAGGAGGAGGAGGAGGAACAGCAAAAGGCUGAGUAAAAGUCUGGCUGGUAUGGAGGAGGAGAUGCUCAGAGAGAAGGAUGGAGAUGUUUGGAAGGCUUUAGAAGAAGGACCAGAGGUGGAAUCACACAUAAAAGAUGGAGUUGACGUCCCAAAAGCCCUGACCUGUCAGGGGAGCGGUGAGAAGUUAAAGCACCUGAAUGAGAACAGAAAAAGUUUAGUGGACAUGCAGUGGGACCAGGAUGCUCUGGAGAAGAUCAUUGAGAAAUAUAAGGCUAUGGAGAGCAAACUGUUAGUGGGAGGAAAGACUAUAAUUGAUCACACUAAUGAACAGCAAAAAAUGCUGGAGCUGAAGAGGCAAGAGAUUGCAGAACAGAUAAGACGAGAGCGAGAGAUCCAGCAGCAGAUGAUGCUGCAGGACGAGGAGACCUUAGAAAUGAUAGAGACGUUCUCCUCCCUGCAGCAGGAAGUGGAACAUAAGACAAAAAAGCUGAAGAGGUUAUAUGCCAAACUGCAGUUGGUGAAGGCCGAGAUGAGAGAUGUCAUUGAUGAACACGUCAUAACCAGACAGGAGCUCGAACAGACUCAGACUGAACUCACCAGAGAACUCAAGUACAAAUAUCUCUUGAUUGAGAACUUUAUACCUCCAGAGGAAAAGAACAAGAUCAUGAACAGGCUGCACUUUGACAGUGAGGAGGACCAGUGGAGACUCCAGCCCGUCAUUCCAUCAGAGAGUGCACCCACUCAGGUCAAGAGAAGGCCUCUCUCAGCUGUGGGAUACAAGAGGCCAAUCAGCCAAUACGCACAGAUGGCUGUUUCCACGGCAACCGGGACCCCAUCAAGAUAUCAGGCUGAGAACAUCAUGCUGUUGGAGUUAGACAUGUCUCCACCGACCUUGUUCACCUUAAACCUUCAUGGCGCUCACCUGGAGAGAGCCUUCUCGCCGAGGCUGAUGCAGGAUCUUCUGGUAACUGUUCCGAUCAGAGAGAGGAGAACAGCAUCGUCACGGGUCAGGAAGUCCCAGUCCUGGUAUCAAGCACCGCAAGCAUCAUCCAUGGCAUCAUCCUCAUCAUCCACCACACUGACAUCAGGAUCUCAGAGCUUCUCUCCCACUCAGAGACAACGACCAUCCUCUGCUGCCUAUCUUCCAACAUUAGAUCCAGUUCAGACAAGCCCCUGAUAUCCUGAUCUGUGCAAACACAACUACUGUACA
Molecule: messenger RNA, 2428 nt
Organism: Plectropomus leopardus (leopard coralgrouper)
Lineage: Eukaryota; Metazoa; Chordata; Actinopteri; Perciformes; Serranidae
Product: kinesin-like protein KIF3B
Biological process (GO): microtubule-based movement
Molecular function (GO): microtubule motor activity; ATP binding; microtubule binding
Source: RefSeq, a predicted model, not a curated record